AAAUCGGGGAGUUGGAGUCUGACAAAGGUUUUUCUUUUCUUCAUCCCCGCUCUCGUUCUUUCAGCCUAUAUAUUUCACCGCACUGCUUAUACGCUCUCCUAUAAACCAAACUCCCUACGUCCCAUAUCCAGACAGCUUCUUUCUGGUCAUCUCAACUUCCAACAUAGCAGCAAAAGCCCGAGCUCAAUCAGCAAUCAACGCAAUCUCUACUCCUUUGAGACUUCUGUAUGCAGAUGGACUGAUUCUUGGCCAGCUUUGGUAUCGUGUUAAUAUUUGACCCUUCAAAGUCUUGGAACUGGGAGACAUUGGAUAUCUAUGUUCGAUAUUUGAAGCUUAUGGAUGACCAUACUGAACAGCCACUUCCACCUGGAGUUUCUAUGUCAAAAUCUUCACCGCUUGUGCCAACUUAUAAUCCUGCAGCCCAUUUGACUCACUCCUUUCAGAAAACUGCUAAUUCUCAUUACAAUGCUGGCAAUGGCGAUGGCACUCUUUUCCCUGUGGCCCCUUCUAUACAACCUUGCUCUGAAGCUUUUCGUACCUCUGGACAAGAGUUUUCUGAGGCUGUACUCAAUACGUUGCCGUCCAAUUUGGAAUCUGUUAACGGAUUAAAGUUGCAGCCACAAAGUACUAAUGAUCUUGAGAGUGCUGCUCAGAAUGCUGUUUUGCAUGAACAGGAAAUUGCAGCUCAGAAAGUAAUACAAAGUCAAAGAGAAGCAAGGGCUGCAAGCGGACCUGAAGAUAGUUCAGAUAUUUUCUCUGGUCGUCAUGACCCAAAUGCUUUAAAGGAGCAUUUACUCCAAAUGACGGCAGACCAUAGAGUGCAAAUGGCCUUAAAGCGUGGCAAGGCGUCACAGCCCGAGGAAGGUAAUAUGGAAAUUGGAAAUGGAUAUGGUGUGCCAGGUGGAGGUGCUUAUUACAGUGCUUCAAAUCCCGAUGUCUCGAUCUCCAAGACAAAUACAAUCACUGGUCACAGAACAAAUCAACAUGGUACAGAGCCUACUGGGGGUCCUGGACAUAAUUCUGCUGGUAAAGAGUUGCCUGAAUACCUCAAGCAGAAGUUGAGGGCUCGAGGUAUUCUGAACGAUGAUUCAAAAAUAGAGAACCUUGCCAUAUCAAGCAAUAGCUCAAUGGAACAAUUAUCAAAGACAUCAGAUACCAAUUUGCCUGUGGGAUGGAUUGAAGCAAGGGACCCUGCAAGUGGUGCUUUAUAUUUUUAUAAUGAAAGUACUAUGAAAAGUCAGUGGGAUAGACCUACUGAGGCUCCUGCACUAGUUUCCGGGGUGUGUUCGGUACUUCCUGAAUAUUGGCAGGAGGUUUUUGAUGAAUCAACUGGUCAAAAGUACUACUAUAAUUCAAAGACGAAUGUAUCACAAUGGGUGCAUCCUUCUAAACCACAGCAGGUUGCCACGCAGCACCAUGAUACAGCAGUUUCCAGCAAUGCAACUAUUGUAACUUGGGGUAACCAAGCUUCCACUUUCCAGAGAUGCAUUGAAUGUGGUGGAUGGGGUGUGGGCCUUGUACAGUCCUGGGGUUAUUGCAAACACUGCACUCGAGUUCUCAAGCUUCCUCAAAGCCACUAUCUGUCAGCAAAUGUGGAGAGACAACAGCAAACACUUGGCAAUGCAGGUGCCACAGAAGACACUGACAAAAAGUUUGAGGGACAGAGGUCCAGUUUCAAACCACCAAUGGGUAAAAGUAACAAAAAAGACAAACGGAAACGCACACAUGAUGAAGAUGACGAAUUGGAUCCUAUGGAUCCAAGCUCUUAUUCCGAUGCUCCUAGGGGCGGUUGGGUUGUAGGUCUCAAAGGAGUGCAACCACGGGCAGCAGAUACCACUGCAACGGGUCCUCUCUUUCAGCAGCGCCCAUACCCAUCUCCUGGAGCAGUCUUGCGUAGAAAUGCUGAAAUUGCUUCUCAAAAGAAAAAUCCUAAAUCGCAUCUUACCCCUAUAUCUAAGAGAGGUGAUGGUAAGGAUGGACUAGGUGACGCUGAUUGAAGAAUUUAAGCCUUUGUGUCAUAUUAUUUGCUGGAAGAUUCUCAGAGAAGGAGUUUUUCCAAUUGAAGUUGCUAGACAAGAAGGCGCUAAACAUUAUUACAUACAUUAUAUCGUAGAGAGGCAUGGAUGAAAUUUUUUCUUGAGGUUCCUAACAUAUGGAUUUAGUAGGUUUUUUAACUGCGGAGUGUCAUAAAAACUGCAAAUAGACGUGUAGAACAAAAAAGUUGCAGCUGAAACGCUAGUGUAUUCUUUUUAUUUUUUAAUUUUUUACAAGAGACUUUCAAAACUUUAGAAACUGGGAUUGUCUUAGGAGCAUAGACCAGCCAAUGUGUAGAAGCUGUUAAUUGUAACCCUAUAUGUGUUUGGCAUACAGUUUUUGUAACGAGAGAAUGAGUAGUAGAGAAAGACAUGUCAUGAAAAGGAGCCAACUUGAAUUCUCUACUAAAGUCUGCACACUGCUGCAAUCAGAAAGUUAAACACUUUGAUCCUACUGAGUUUUUACUUGUUA
Molecule: messenger RNA, 2505 nt
Organism: Nicotiana tabacum (common tobacco)
Lineage: Eukaryota; Viridiplantae; Streptophyta; Magnoliopsida; Solanales; Solanaceae
Source: RefSeq, a predicted model, not a curated record